AUGAGUGGAGUCGAGCUCGGUCUUGCUAUCGUGGGCACAUUGGACCUCUGUUUGAAGUACGGCACGCUCGUUGUGUCAAAAUACAAGGCGUUCCAGGAAGCAGAGAGCGAAAUCCAGGAACGCGUCACUACAAUUGAAGCAACCUGGAUCAAGAUCUCCCAGCAACUGGAAUAUCUUCAGCGCGUGUGGGAGGCUUUAGACGAGGACUACCGGGACUUGCAGGGGCGCAUCCUCCAAAUACUCCAGCGAAAACUUCAGGCUGCGGUGUUGGAGACCAGCAAACUCGAGAGGCACUCACCACCAAACACAGAUAGACUGGGCAAACGAAAAGCAGGGCGGUAUGUCUUGUCGGUAAAGAAAUCCCUCGACAACGCCAUCCAGGACCUCCAGAGCUGGCAGAAGGAGUUCGACACAACAUGGUUCCUAGUCCUGCGGAUUGCCAAUGCAACCAUCGAUACGGAGUUGGCCAAGCGCCCGGGCACCGAAAAACUGUCCGUUGCAAGGCACCUUCGAGAUGCGCUACAGCCGAAGCCACAACGCAAAUCCUCGGUUUCCCUGCCCGAGGCAGAGUUGAAGUCGGCCAGCCGCUCUGAUAUUCCGUUCUCGACUUCCCAGCUCGUUGAAAUUCCGCGUUUUGGCACCUUUAUCCUGGAUUCGGUUGAUUUCUCGUCGAGAAAAGAUGCCUCGAUGUUCAAAAGGAACGUCCGGGACCUUGCCGUGAAGUUGCAACAAGUUGAGCCAUAUGUGUUUCACAUUCUGAGAUGCUUUGGGAUAGUGCGCACCACAGACCCCACCACGCACCAGAUCCUCUCCUAUGACUUCAUCUUCUGCUUGCCCGAGAACUGCAGCCAGCCUCAAAGUCUCCGCAGUCACCUCCUCGCCGGGGCGAGCCAUUCUCUCGGGGCGCGGAUCAGGAUCGCCAAACAGCUUGCGACCUCGAUCAGUUACAUCCAUGUGUUGGAGUUUGUGCACAAGAACAUUCGACCGGAAACAGUGUUGAUUUUCCAAGACGGGGAUUCUCAACUGGGUCCACUCUUCCUGCUAGGAUUCAAAACCUUUCGCUCGGCCGAUGGUAAGACGCUGCGCCUGGGAAACUCAGAGUGGGCCGAAAAUAUCUACCAGCACCCCGAUCGACAGGGGACGAAUCCUGAUGCGGAUUAUAUCAUACAGCAUGACAUCUACAGUCUCGGGGUCUGCCUGCUGGAAAUCGGGCUGUGGGGAUCUUUCGUCACACCCACGGGCGAUGCAAAUCUUUUCUUGCGCACUUCCACCCCAAACUUAACUGUUCUGGGCAGGAAUGAAUCCUUCAAGAACCACUUUACGCAAUUGGCAAUGGAUCGGCUGCCAGCGCGCAUGGGGGAGAAAUAUACUCAGGUUGUUGUGAAUUGUCUGACAUGCAUGGAUGAAACCAAUCCGGAUUUUGGGGAUGAGAGUGAAUUCGAGGACGAGGAUGGGGUCUUGAUUGGAGUCAAGUAUAUUGAGAAGGUAUGGAGAAUGGAGACCCGUCGAGUCGGUUAUUAUUUCCUUGAGCUAGCCGACGCUGACUCGACCAGAUACUUUUCCAAUUGA
Penicillium alfredii is the source of this 1569-nucleotide messenger RNA. RefSeq lists its product as uncharacterized. Lineage: Eukaryota; Fungi; Ascomycota; Eurotiomycetes; Eurotiales; Aspergillaceae. The record is from RefSeq and is a predicted model, not a curated record. The transcript has a single exon. Gene Ontology annotation, biological process: protein phosphorylation. Gene Ontology annotation, molecular function: ATP binding; protein kinase activity. The coding region runs from base 1 to 1569 and encodes 522 amino acids.